Messenger RNA from Symbiodinium sp. CCMP2592, 15015 nucleotides. NCBI's taxonomy places the organism in Eukaryota, Dinophyceae, Suessiales, Symbiodiniaceae. The record is from the annotation of a GenBank genome assembly.
AUGCCACUAAAUACCCUCAUUACGACUUUUUUCGCCAUUUGGUUUGGCUUGGGCGUUGGUCUUGGCCCCCGGUUUCUCUGUAUCUGUUCUGAUGGUACAACGACCACUCAGUUUGGUCAGCAGUUUUGCUGCGACGGGCCGGGCGAAGCCCCGUGCCCGACCUCCCAAGAGCGCAGCGAUGACUUGAAUUUCUGCGUCGGAAGCGUGGACGGUGGAUGCCAGUCCACAUUGGUGGAAUCCGAGUCGAUAGUCGCAGUUGAUCGCCAUGAGAAAGAUACGGAAGAGGACUGGUCUCUUGACGGGCCAGGUGAUCUCCUCUUACUGCAGAUGGAUACCCUCGACGACCUGGGAUUCUGCGCAGUUCACAUACUGCGAUUGUUCUUCCCAGAGGCUCGGCCCCUUCUUCGAGAACUGCCUCGCUACGAAGCGCCGAAGAAUCCUGAUCAAUUCAGACCAGGAUCGGACGUGGUUGCUAUCGGUGAGCAGUUGACCCUCCGUCAUGCUCUCGCGGCUGCGCUUGUACACAAUCCGCAGCUUCGAUCAUUCGCGUGGGAACCGCGGAUUGCUGAGGCACGCCGCCUGCAAGCCGGGCUGUCGCCGAAUCCCAACAUCGGAAUCGAGGUUGAGAACUUUGCGGGCUCUGGAACCAUGAAUGGCUUCGAUUCUGCCGAGACCACCAUUGCUUUUAGCCAGCUACUUGAGCUUGGCAGGAAGCGCGAUCGCAGAGUACGAGUAGCAGAGGGGCAGUGGGCUGUUGUUGCUCUAGACUUCGAAGCACAACGGCUGGCGGUGCUUACCGAUACCGCGUCCCGAUUCGUGCGUGUGCUGGAGCUCCAACAGCGUGUUGAAUUUGCCGUUCGCGCGCAAACGCUAGCAGAAGAAAACCGGCGUGUGAUCGAUCGUCGAGUGCAAGCCGGAGAUGUCUCACCCAUCGACGAGAUCAAGGCCCGGCUCGAAAGCGAGUCCGCACGCAUUGUCGCAGAUCGACUCAGCCGGGAACUUGAGGCCGCGAGGCAUGAACUCAGCGCAAUAUGGGAUGCAACCGACCCAGGCUUUGACACGGCCAUCGGAUCGCUGGAUGAUCUCAUACCUGUUCCGAUGCUCAAUGCCCUGACUGAUCUCAUUGAGCAGCAUCCGGAAGUACAGCGUUGGAUCGCAGAGACCGAGCGCCGAUCAUCGGUGGUCGCUCUCGAACGGGCUCAAACAGUCUCAGACGUGUCGGCGGGUGCUGGCAUUCGAUAUGCCGAAGAGAGCGAUGAUGUCGGUCUCGUCGUGUCCCUGUCCGUGCCACUGACAAUCUUUGAUCGUAAUCAGGGAGGGAUAUUGGCCGCUCGUCUUCGAGCAGCACAAGCGAUCGACGAGGGACGGGCUUCCCGACGCGACCUGGUCACACAACUUGUCCGAGCGCAUGCCCGAUUGACCGCCGCAUAUCACGAGGCCAUGUCGAUCGAUGCUGCUCUACUUCCCGCGGCGAAGGACGCCUACGACGCGACGCGUCGGGCAUACGACGAGGGCAAGCUCCCGUACCUCGAUGUACUCGAUGCGCAGCGCACCUUAUUCGAUACUCAAACACAACGACUCGAAGCCCUUGCUGAAUAUCACGCUGCGAAGGUGCAGGUCGAAGGACUCAUCUCAGAGCCGCUGAACACACAAUCGCUCCGCGAACAUACUGAUCACCUCAAUCAAGGAGAAACACCGUGCGGGUGCGACCGGGGACAGGACGCAUCAUCAACAUCCGGCGGUGCACACGCUACUGAUGCGACUCAGGUUGCGCACUCUCACAAGAACGGCGAGACCUGCUUCGUGUGUGACGCCACGAAGCGUGACGCUGGCCGCCUGUGGUGCAGCGAGCACGCCCGGUACGAGGAUCGUUGCUGGAUAUGCCAACCGCAGCUUGAAGACGCUUCUCGUGCGUAUUGCGAGGAGCACCAUCUCUACGAGGAUGAAUGCCACAUCUGCGAUCCCACACGCGGCACGAAUGGAAGUGAUACGAGUGAAGCGAUGGGCGGACUGCACGGGCACGGUACCGACGAGGCGUGCUUCAUCUGCGAUGCUUCGAAGCGUGAUGCUGGUCGACUCUGGUGUGCUGAGCACGAUCGCUAUGAGGAUCGGUGCUGGAUCUGUCAGCCGCAGUUGGAAGAUGCCACCCGUCCGUACUGCGAUGAGCACGGGCUCUACGAAGAUGAGUGCCAUCUUUGCAAUCCGUCACUCCACGACGAUGCUGCUGCACCGCCAACGCAAACCGGGAGCAUUCCGGCUCUCUUCUGCAACGAGCACGGGGUGCCUGAGCACGAAUGUGGUAUCUGCCAGCCUCAGCUCGCAGGUGCACUUGGAAUCGGUGACUCGCUCCUGGUCAGGAUGCCCUCAGCAAGAUCUGCCGAUUUAGCUGGCCUGACACUCGAACAUCCCGGCCGGGGCGCUUCUGCAGCGUCUAUCGAGCUCCUUGGUGAAGUCCGAUACAACGGAAACAAGCUCGCCAAACUGACACCAAUGGCACCCGGUGUCAUCACAGAUAUCCGUGUCGAUGUUGGCGACAGUGUAUCAGCGGGCCAGAUCCUCGCAGUCAUCAACUCUGUGGGCGUCGCGCAAGCGAAGUCGGCUUAUCUGUCCAAGAUCGCAGAGCUUGCAGCGUCAAAAACAACAUUCGUGCGAGAGCAGAAACUCGUCGACGAGAACAUCGCCGCACGCCGUGACUUCCAAGAGGCUGAGGCCGCGCUCAAGCUUGCUGAGCUUGAAGUGCGGCGGACACAUCAGCAACUGCUCAACCUUGGCUUUACAGUUAGCGAAGUUGCUGAAAUAGCCGCGGAGCAAUCCUCGUCGUCGGAUCUGUAUGUCAGAGCUCCGUUCGACGGCACCGUCGUCGAACGGACGGCUGUAUUGGGUGAAGCCGCCGAUUCGCAAGGAUCACUCUUUGAGAUCGCCGAUCUGACGACGAUGUGGAUCGAGUUGGCAGUCCCCGAGGAGCAAGUGUUCCAGAUUGAGCGAGGUGGGCAGAUCUUCGCACGGGUUCGAGCGUUGCCUCAGAUGCAAAUCUCAGGGCAGAUUACAUGGAUCAGUCCGCGAAUUGACGAGCGUACCCGCAUGGUCCGGGUCCGCGCCACAGUUCAAAACAAUCGUGGCAUUCUGCGGCACGGCAUGUUUACUGAGGUCGUCGCGGUGAUAGGGAGCGUAGGAAACUCGCUGCUGAUUCCAAGCGAAGCGGUCCAUCAGAUCGAAGGAUCGCCGUUUGUGUUCGUUCGCCAGGAAGCGGAUUUGUUCGCUGUCAGGCGUGUAGAUAUCGGCCCGAUUGCGGGGGGCGGCAAUGUUGCUGUUUUGUCGGGUCUGAUAGAGAGCGAUGCGGUCGUCACAGGUGGCAGCUUCACGAUGAAGACCGACCUUAUCGAAAUUUCGCUCAAGAAUAGAGUGCUCGUCAUUCUGCUGUUUGCAAUCGCGUGCGCUGCUGGUGUGUACCGGAUGGUCCAGCUCCCUAUCGACGCGUUUCCAGACACCACGCCGAUCCAGGUGCAGAUCAACACCGUGGCCCCCGCGCUCAGCCCGGAAGAAAUCGAGCAGCAGAUCACCCUUCCUGUCGAACUCUCGAUCGGCGGGCUGCCCGGGCUCCAGAACGUGCGGUCCGUCUCAAAGUUCGGUUUCUCACAGGUCGUGGCGACAUUCGAUGAUGACAUCCGGAUCAUCGACGCGAGGCAGUACAUCACCGAGCGACUCUCGGCAGUUGAGCUUCCAGACGAUGUCGGAAGGCCAGAGCUCGGUCCUAUCGCGACAGGUCUCGGUGAGAUAUUUCACUACGUCAUCCGGUCCGAGACCGGUGAACACUCCAUCGAAGAACUCCGGACAAUCCACGAUUGGGUGAUCAAGCCCGAGCUUCGGAAAGUCCCGGGAGUUGCAGAGGUCAACUCGUGGGGCGGAUUGGAGCGGCAAUAUCAUGUCGUCGUCAAGCCGGAGGCCCUGAUUAAGUUUGGCUACACACUAGAUGAUGUGCUUGAGGCAUUGCAACGCAACAAUGCCAAUGUCGGCGGUGGCCAGAUUGUCACCUCCGGUGAGGCGAGGGUGGUGCGAGGAUUGGCUCGUGUCUCGACGAUCGAUGAGAUCGAGAACAUCGUCAUCGCAUCCAGCGAUGGCACGCCAGUACACAUUCGAGAUGUCGCAAACGUUGAAAUCGGCAGCGAGAUUCGCCGCGGCGCGGUUUCAGCGUACGGGAAGGGCGAGGUUGUCCUCGGUCUAGCCUUUAUGCUGAUGGGCGAGAACAGCCGUGUCGUGACCGAGGAACUACGCGAGCGCCUUGAGUCCCUCACACCAUCGCUGCCAUCUGACGUUGUUGUGGAUGUUGUUUACGAUCGGACUCUGCUCGUCGAGCAGGUCAUCAAGACGGUCGAGCACAACCUCGUGAUCGGUGCCGUGCUGGUGAUCGUUGUGUUGUUGAUCAUCUUGGGUAACAUCCGCGCCGGCCUGCUUGUAGCGGUCGCCAUCCCGAUCUCAAUGCUGUUCGCCGUGCAAGGCAUGUACGAGUUCGCGAUCGCCGCGAGUUUGCUCAGCCUCGGCGCGAUCGACUUUGGCAUCCUUGUCGACGGCUCAGUGGUCAUGACGGAAGCCAAUCUCCGUUCGCUGAAGCAACGCCAGCGAGAGCUCGGUCGGAAGCUCUCGCCUUCCGAGCGGCUCGAAUCGAUUGCGAAGUCCAGCGCACGCGUUGUACGUCCAAUCGUGUUCGGGAUGGGCAUCAUCACGCUCGUCUUUGCCCCCGUGCUGACGCUUGAGGGCAUUGAGGGGAAGAUGUUCCGGCCGAUGGCGUGGACGUUCAUCUUCGCGCUCCUUGGAGCCUUGCUGGUCGCGGUGUUCCUGUCACCGGUCUUGUCGUACUACUUCCUUCCGCAUCGCGCGAAACCCAAGGACGCCAUUCUGCUACGCGGAUUGGCCGGGGCUUACGGCUGGGCAGUCGACAGGGCGAUUCGACUUCGGUGGGUCGUGAUGCUGCUGGCGGUGGCUCUGCUUGGUGUCGCAGGCUACCGAAGCACGCAGAUGGGCGGCGAGUUUAUCCCGCGGCUCAGCGAGGGCUCGAUGGUCGUGAAUACCAUUCGACUAGCGGGUGUCUCGAUCGAUGAGUCCGUGCGGUACAACACGCGGAUCGAGGAGGUCCUGCUCGAUGAGUUCCCAGACGAGAUCGAGCACAUCUGGAGCCGCAUCGGGACCGCCGAGGUGGCGACCGAUCCGAUGGGUAUCGAGCUAACAGACAUCUUUUUGACACUCAAGCCACGUGCUGAGUGGGCAAGAGCGGACACGCAGGCUGGUCUCGUGAUCGAGAUGGAGAAAACCAUCUCGCAGUUCCCCGGCGUCAACAUGGUGUUCACGCAGCCGAUCGAGAUGCGGAUGAACGAGAUGGUCUCGGGCAUCCGAUCAGAUAUCGGGAUCAAAAUCUUCGGCGACGACUUCGACGAGCUGCUUCGGAUCGCCGACGACGUUCAACGCGUGCUUCUGGACAUUCCAGGUGCGUCAGAUAUCUCGGUCGAUCAGAUCACGGGGCAACCGUCGCUGUCCGUCUCCGUCGACCAAUCCCGAGUUGCCCGCUACGGCGUCGCCGCCAGCGAGGUGUUGGACUUCGUUGAAGCGAUCGGUGGGAUCCGCGUCGGCGAGGUGUUCGAGGGCCAGCGUGUCUUCCCGCUUGUCGUCAGGCUGCCGUCAACGUUCAGAGAAGAUGUUGCAACCGUGUCGUCGGUUCGCAUCCCGACCGAGGGGGGCGUUGCGGUGCCACUCGCGUCCCUGGCCUCGGUCGAUCUCUCGGAAGGAUCGGCCACGAUCAACCGCGAGUGGAGCAGAAGACUCAUCCGCGUACAGUCGAACGUCAGCGGAAGAGACCCAGCGUCGUUUGUCAAUGAAGCAAGGGCAGCCAUCGAUGCACGGGUCGCGUUGCCCGAGGGCUACGUGCUCGAAUGGGGCGGGCAGUUUGAGAACUUGGAACGCGCCAGAACUCGCUUGAUCAUCGUCGUGCCUGCGGUCUUGCUCAUGGUGUUCUUCCUGCUGUACUUCAGCCUGAAGAACCUACGGGAUGUCGUCAUCAUUUAUACUUGCAUCCCGUUUGCAGCGGUCGGUGCGAUCUUCGCGCUGUGGUGGCGGGACAUCCCGUUUAGCGUCAGCGCCGCAGUCGGGUUCAUCGCCCUGACGGGUAUCGCCGUGCUCAACGGGCAGAUCCUGAUCACGGCGAUUCGCGACGCUCUCGAAACAGGACAGCCGAAGCGGGAAGCGAUCAUCGCAGCGUCAAAGACGCGCCUCCAGCCGGUGCUGGCGACGGCGAUCACAGAUAUCGCUGGGUUCAUUCCAAUGGCGAUUGCUACUGGCGUUGGGAGCGAGAUUCAGCGCCCACUCGCGACAGUAGUCAUCGGCGGGAUGGUCACAUCGACGCUGCUGACGCUCUUCGUGCUUCCUGUCAUAGAUGAUACCGCUAGACUUGAGCAUCGAACACUGCUGACGUUGCUCGCGAUCAACGGCGUCAUGUUCCUCGCGGAGGCGGUCGUUGGGUGGAUCGCGGAAUCGACAGCGCUGCUGGCCGAUUCACUCGAUAUGUUGGCCGAUGCCACGGUCUACGGCUUAGCAAUGUACGCCGUCCGUCGAUCCAGCAAGGCCCAGCAGGCCGCUGCCAGCAUCAGUGGUGUACUCCAGAUUGCCCUAGGUAUUGGCGUUCUUGCAGAAAUCAUGCGCCGUGCGAUCUUUGGGAGUGAGCCAACCAGCCUGCUUAUGGUCGGUACUGGCUGCAUCGCUCUCGUCGCGAACCUCAUCUGUCUCCGGCUCAUCUCGAAGCAUCGAGACGGUGGCGCACAUAUGCGUGCAUCAUGGAUCUUCUCCAAGAACGACGUGAUCGCCAACACAGGCGUCAUUAUCGCCGGAGUGCUCGUGGUGUAUACUCGUAUCGUGCAUAACCGUUCGCUCGUCAUCUUUUUGACAAUGCUCAUCGGCUUUCAGGCUAUCUACGGAGGCCUGGGCGGUGCAGUCGUCUUGUGCCUGGGUGGCGGUCACGAGCAUCAGCCAUCAGAAAUGCUCGCAUUGUGCGAGCUUGCUUGCGGGCAUGCAGAAGGCUUGCCUGGCCCGGUGCCAGCUGAUCAGCACGGCGAGGAUUGUGACUGUGUAGAUAUCGAAAUCGAGCUGAUUGAGCUUCUCAGCCUUUUGAGAGCAGAUAGCGGUUCAUUGCAGACGAAUGCUGUUCAUCCAACCCCAACUUGGAUUGUCACGGAACUUGGGCACGGUCUUUCUUGGACCGGUCCACCGGGCAUUCCGCAGUGGUUCGAUCCAGGUAGUGCCCAGCGGCGGGUGGCUUGGCCCGGCAUCGCCGCGGCGGCGGCCGGUGGAUUGCUCGGCGGCUGCCAAAGCUACGAGCGAGCGCCGCUCGACCUCACUUCACAUCGAGACACAAUAGAGAGCCGGCUUGACGCCGCAGAAUCGAUCAACGCAUUCCUCAACCGCCUGGACGAAUCUGGUGGCGAUACGCCAGAUGGAUUUGAUCCAACCGAUGGAUUGUCAUCAGCAGAGGGUGAAGUCCUCGCGUUGUUCUACAACGCCGAUCUCCGAUUAGCAAGGCUUGCGGCAGGCGUUACGCUCGCCGACUACGAAACCGCGGGGCUAUGGGAAGACCCAGAGUUCGGCUUCGACGGUGCUGAGAUCUUGUCGCCUUCGGGGCCGUUCGAGUAUGGCCUAGCACUCAGCUUCACAGUUCCGAUAUCCGGACGGUUGGGCGUGGCCAAAGAUCGGGCCGGAGCUUCGUACGAGGCCGAGCUAAGGCGCAUCGUGGACGCGGAGUGGACCAUGCGUGCUCGGGUCAGAUCGGCGUGGGCCGCAUGGACAGUUGCCGACGAACGCGUUCGACUACUGAGCGACGUGAUCGGGCAGAUCGAACGGAUCGGGUCCAUCACCGACAGGCUCGAAGAGGCCGGCGAACUUACCCGUAUUGAGGCCCGGCUCAUACGUGCCGAACUCGUGCAGACCCGCGGAAGACUUGCUCAGGCUGAGUUUGCGGCGUCCCAAGCCCGAGUGGAUCUGUUCGGGUUGCUAGGCUUACCGCCAUCAAUUGACAUUGAGCUCAUCCCCUCGCUCUCACCCAGCGAGUCAGUGUCGUUCACGGACGAGUUGCAUCGGCUUAUUGAGGCGAAUACAUCGCUCGCGGUGCGUCGUGCAGAGUACCAAACCGCAGAGGAAACACUCCGCCUGGAGAUCCGCAAGCAGUACCCGGAUAUCACGAUCGGCAGUGGAUACGGCAGCGAAGACAACGACGACCGCCUUCUGCUUGGCUUAUCACUUCCGAUUCCGAUUCUUAAUGCAAACCGAGCUGGAAUUGCUGAAGCGAGAGCACAGCGCGAAGUUGCUCGCGCCGCAGCGGAAAUCACCUUCGAGCAACUCACACGUGAGCUUGCCACAACGAAUGCAGCGAUUAUUGCAGCAGGCACCCAACUCGAAGCGUUCGAAACGCAGUUGGUCCCGAUGCUUGAGGAACAGUCGAGGGAAGUUGAAAAGCUCAUCGAUUUCGGCGAAGUUGACACGCUGAUUCUGCUGGAGACGGUAUCGCGUCGCUUCGAGGUCAAGAGCCAGCUGCUUGAUUUGCGCCUAGCCGAAUUGAAUGCUGAAAUCGAGCGUAUGAGACUGCUCGGGCGACACGCCAGCCGAGGAGGCAUCCCCAUGAAAUAUUUGGAACAGACGAACGCGAUCGUUCUAGCAGCACUUCUGCCGCUGACACUGGCCGCCUGCACAGGGGCAACGGAUCAACGACAGCUUCAUGUGACCACAAACAGUCAAAUUCCAGCAAACAUUAUUCCUAGCGAUAGAGAUACAGCCAUGUCAAUCACACUUCUCGGAUUCGAAGGCUGCCCGCUCACACCACUCAUGAAAGAGAGGCUCGAGCAGGCGAUCAGAGUAGUCGGUCGAGACUUGGAUCUUGUGCAGAUCGAUCAGCAGUCUUUGGAUUCAUCGGACCUCCGCCGCGGAUAUCCCGCUCCGACGGUUCUAGUGAAUGAAUCCGACCUGUUCGGCACGGAAGCACCGAAGACUCCUUCGAUGGGCUGCCGUAUGUAUGAAGGACCCGAUGGCGUGCCUUCGGUGAGUGAUCUCGUCGAUCGCCUCCAAGAAGCAUUCGCCCAGGUCGCGGAUGGUGAAGGGGAAUCCAUCGAGCAAAGAGUUGUCGAGCACGGCGAGGACGACGGGCACGACCACUCGUCAGAAACCGAGGCCAUGGCAACCGGUACCGACCGCGUCGCUAUUCCUUCCGCAGUACGGUCGAAUCUUGGUAUCAGCUUUGUCAAGGUCGAACGUCGGCGGAUCGAGCAGACCCUCCGCGUGCCAGGGCGUUUCGAGUAUCUGCCUACAGCGCGCCGAGAGUACCGCACAGCUAUCCCGGGCCGCGUCGAACUGCUCGCAGAGCAGUUCCAACGAGUGGAAGCUGGGGAUGUACUCUACCGCAUCGACUCUCCGUCGUGGCGCGAUAUGCAGCAGCAACUCGCCGAUGCGGAAGCACAAAUCCAGAGGUUUGGUGCGCGGCUCGAAACAUUUGAGCCGCUCCUUGCGGCACACGAACAGCACGAAGAGAGUCUCCAUGAGAGUGUUGCUGUAUGGAACGAGCGUGUCGACCAGCUAAGAAGCGUGCGCGAGAUGGGUGGCGGCCGUAUAGACGAACUCGCCCAGGCGAGAGCGGCGGUCGCGAGCAACAGGGCAGAGCUUGCAAGCGUGCAGGAGAAGAAAGCUGAACUGCACGCCAAUCGUCAGCAAACCGAAGCGGAUCUUCGGGCUUCAGCGGCUCGACUGAACUACCUGCUGGAUUCGGCAUCAGCAAUCGUCUCGCUCGAUCGAGAGCAACUUGCUUCCACAGUCGAAACAGACCACGGGACUGAACCCAGGUGGGCUGCAGUUAACACGAUUGAGGUCGUCGCGACCGAGGCGGGUGUCGUGGAGGCGUUGGGCCUGACAAACGGAUCAUGGGCCGAUGAGAAAACGCCUGUGAUGACGGUGGUGCAGCCUGACCGGCUCCGUUUCCGGGCAUCUGGUCUACAGAGUGAUCUUGGCGUGCUCAAGGACGGCCUGCUCGCUCGGAUCGUUCCCCCGACGCCUACCGCCGUUGGUCGAGCAGUGCCGUUGCAAGACACGAUGAAUGGCGCGCUCACCCUCGGGCUUGCCGGUGAUCCCAACGAUCGCACGCUUGAGCUCUUCGUUGUCCCCGACGAACUCAGUUCUUGGGCACGCCCGGGCGUCUCGGCUCAGCUUGAGAUUGUGACCGAUGCCACGGCCUCUCCCGAGGUUUCAAUUCCACUUGCUGCCGUACAGCGUGAUGGUCUCUCACCAGUGAUCUUCCGUCGAGCUCCCGACAACCCCAAUGAAGCGAUUCGUAUGGAGGCGGACCUCGGCAAAGACGAUGGCCGGUGGGUCGUGCUGCUCAGCGGUGUCCGCGAUGGCGACGAAGUAGUCCUUGACGGGGCAUUCCAACUCAUGCUUGCGACCAGCGGAUCGAUCCAGAAGGUCAUCCGAUUCUCGCUCCAGUACUCAUCGCUUGUCCUCAUCGCUGCCGUUAUGGUGGUCGGGUACGCCGGCUACCGGCUCCCGCGCAUGAGUGUGGAUGUGUUCCCGGAGCUCAACGCACCGACCGUGACCAUCAUGGCCGAGUCAGGCGGGCUCGCCGCCGACGAGGUCGAGCAGUAUGUUACUUUUCCCAUCGAGUCUGCUGUGAAUGGCAUGACAGGUGUCCGACGUGUUCGCAGUGCCAGCGCCAUCGGCCUCGGUAUCGUGUGGGUCGAUUUGGAUUGGGGAACCGAUCUCUACGACGCGCGGCAGCUCGUGGCGGAGCGGCUCGUUACCGCAAGAGAAAACCUCCCCGACGAGGUUGAACCAUUCAUAACCCCGAUCACAUCAAUCGCCGGCGAGAUCAUGCUCGUCUCACUCUCUUCUCCAGAUGGGUCCGUCGACCCGAUGGAACUCCGAUCCUACGCCGACUUUGAUCUUCGGAACAAGAUUCUCUCAGUACCCGGUGUAGCCCAAGCGGUCGCAAUCGGUGGCGAGUUGCCGGAGUAUCAGGUCAAUGUCAACCAAGAGCGACUACGUCUCUACGACCUCACAAUCACUGAUGUGGUCGAAGCCGCCGGCGGUGCGCACAGCACCGCAAGUGGCGGCUAUCUCGUCAAUGUCGAUAAUUUCGAGAUUCCGAUUCGUCAGCAGAGCCGAGUGACGGGGUCGGAAGACAUCGCCAACUCGGUCAUCAAGUAUCACGAAGGUGUGGCCGUAACGAUCGGGCAGGUUGCCGAUGUCCGUCUGGGUCCGGCGCUCAAACGCGGUACUGCUUCAGAAGGUGGCAAUCCCGCGGUCAUCCUAUCGAUCCAGAAAUCCCCUGGCACCAACACCCUCGCCCUUACCGAUAACCUCGACGCGCUCUUUGAUCAGAUCGAACCAACGCUCCCUGCGGGUAUUGUACUGAAUCGAGAUGUGGUUCGUCAGUCGCAUUUCAUCGAUCGCGCAGUCCAUAACGUGACCAAAGUGCUCGGCGAAGCCGUGCUCAUCGUUCUAGUCGUGCUUGUGCUGUUCCUAAUGAAUCUACGAACGACGCUCAUAACGCUCACUGCUAUCCCGAUUUCGCUUGCUGUCGGUCUGCUGAUGAUGGAUGCGAUGAAGCUUGGGCUCAAUGUAAUGACUCUCGGUGGCUUGACUGUAGCAAUUGGUGUUCUGGUCGAUGACGCGAUCAUUGAUGUAGAAAAUGUCUUUCGACGUCUCAAGCAGAACCGUGCGAUGACUGAAUCAGAUCGUCGCCCGUUUACAGAGGUCAUUUUCGACGCCAGUAAUGAAAUCAGACCCGCCAUGGUCUUUGCGACAGUGAUCAUUGUGAUGGUCUUCCUGCCGCUCCUGUUUCUUCAGGGGCUCGAGGGACGAUUCUUUCAGCCGCUCGCGCUGACUUACAUGAUCUCUAUCCUCGCGUCCCUUGUGGUCGCCCUCACGGUCGUCCCGGCUAUGUGCAGCUUGCUACUCAAGGGUAAGCUCGGCGGGACACACGAAGAUCGUGACGGUUUUCUCGUACGAGUUCUCAAGCGUGGGUAUGAGCCCGCUCUUCGAUCCGCGAUCCAGUUUCGAGCAUGGGUGCUGGGUGCAGCGGGCCUGAUCACCGCCGCAGCGUUGCUCCUGGCGAGCACAUUCGGUACAUCAUUCUUGCCUUCAUUCAAUGAAGGGACUUUUACCGUGUUUCUCCUCGCGCCUCCCGGUACAUCGAUUGUCGAAAGCGAUCGGCUCGCGACCGAGGUCGAGAAGCAGCUCGUCGAGAUCGAUGGUGUUCGGUCGGUGUCACGCCGUACUGGACGAGCCGAGCGUGAUGAACACGCCGAACCGGUCAGUAACUCGGAGGUCGAGGUCACGGUCGAUGCAGGGCGUUCACGAGUAGAGGUGCGUGAUGAGAUCGAUCGCAUCCUCGCAUCGAUCCCAGGCAUCACGACCAUGGUCGGCCAACCGAUCGAGCACCGUCUGAGUCAUGUCCUCUCGGGAACUCCCGCCGCCGUCGCGAUCAAUGUGUUCGGCGAGGACCUGUCAGAGCUUCGUCGCGUCGCCAAAGCCAUCGAAGGCGAGUUACAAUCGCUCCCGGGUGCCCGGGAUGUGAAUGCCAAUCGUGAAGUCAUGAUUACUUCGCUCCCUAUCCGGUACCGCCACGCAGAGUUAGCUGCAGUCGGUCUUAGCCCGGCGGACGCUGCCGAGCAGGUCCGUGAAGCGAUCUACGGAGAGGUAGUCGACACCGUCAAUCAGGGCGUCCGCCAGUAUGACAUCGUUGUACGUCUCGCGGCCGCCGAUCGAGAAUCGGUACGGCAGGUGCGUGAUCUAUUACUUCGCGGACGCGGCGGCGCAACCGUGCGUCUUAGUGAUGUUGCUGACAUCGGACCCGAGCGAUCGAGUAACUUAAUCACCCGCGAGAAUGCUCAGCGGAAGGCGGUCAUUUCUCUCAAUGUCGCUGAAGGAUCGAACCUCGGUGAUCUCGUCGCUCAAGUGCAGGAACGUGUCGAUCCAAUCGUCCAAGAAGCCGGGAUGACAGUUUCGUACGGCGGACAGUUCGAGGCGCAGCAGUCCGCAUCCCGUACGAUCCUCGUGGCAGGUGUGGCCGUUGCACUCAUCAUGCUCAUGCUGCUUCAGAUCUCCACAGGAUCGAUGCGAGCCGCUGUCCUCGUCAUGCUCAACAUGCCGCUCGCGCUCAUUGGCGGUAUCGCAGCGAUCUAUCUGACCGAAGGUGCCGGAGCGAUCAGCAAUACAUUGGCACUAGUCGGUAUCGGCGGCGGGUAUGUUCCACCGGUGAUCUCGAUCGCGAGUCUCGUGGGAUUCAUCACACUGUUUGGGAUUGCGGUGCGUAACGGCAUCCUGCUUAUCAAUCACUACAACCAUCUCAUGGAGGCCGAGGAUGUGCCGAUGGGUGAAGCGAUCGUUCAAGGAUCGAUGGAGCGGCUUGUGCCAAUCCUGAUGACUGCGAUCUCUGCUGCUCUCGGGCUGGUUCCGCUCGCACUCGCCGCUGGCGAGCCUGGUAGCGAGCUGCUUGCGCCUCUGGCCAUCGUCACGCUCGGGGGACUGCUGACCUCGACGUUCUUAAACCUCAUAGUCGUCCCCGCCGGCUACUCGCUGGUGUUCGGGCACAAACCAGAACCGCGACAGCGAACUUUGUCGAAAACUGACAUGAACAAUCUCACUAAACUGCUCCUCGCUUCCACAAUCAUCGGCCCGCUCUUUCUCGGCGGGUGUGGCAACGAAUCGGAAGCACCUGGCACAGAUUCCCACUUGGAUCACGACAACCACGAGGGUCACAACCAUGGCGAAGACGGGCACGAAGACCACAACCACGCUGAAGAGGAGCCGGAUGCUCACGGUUCCGAAGACGAACUCGGUUUUGUGACGAUCGCCGGUACCACACUCAGCGUCAAUAUGGGUGGUGACCUCAAGCCAGGGGCUGUCAUGCAUCUCGAUAUCAAAACCACCGAUGGCCCCGAGCCGAUUGCUAUCCGAGUUUGGAUCGGCGAUAGAGCCGCGACAGGCGCACUCAAGAGAAAGGCAACCGGCAAUGGAGGUGACUACCACGCUGAAGCCGAGGCCCCCGCAGAACUGAUGCCCGAUGCCGCCGUCUGGAUCGAGAUCGAAACGGCUGAUGACAGCCGUGAAACCGGCACUCGCCGACUCGCAUGGGCCGUCGCUAUCAACAUGUUACUGACGGCGGCCCAGGUUAUCGGUGGCGUGCUUUCGGGCAGCCUAUCUCUGAUCGCAGAUGCGCUACACAACUUCAGUGAUGCAGCCGGCCUCCUACUUGCGCUGAUCGCACGCAGAAUCUCGAAGCGGCCAGCGGAUGAGCGACGCACAUUCGGGUACGGACGAGCCGAGGUGAUAGGUGGCCUGAUCAAUCUAACUUCCAUCAUGGUGAUCGCUGGCUACUUGCUCAUUGAGGCCGUUAGCCGAACAUUUGACCGCUCCGAGAUUGACGGCUGGAUGGUUGUCAUCGUCGCCGGCAUUGCUCUGGUUGUUGACGCAGCGACCGCCGUGCUGACCUACUCUAUGUCGAAGGAGAGCGUGAACAUCAAGGCUGCGUUUCUUCACAACAUUGCUGACGCGCUCGCCUCAGUGGCGGUCAUCAUCACCGGGACCCUGAUCAUACUGUUCGACUGGUACUGGACUGACAUCGCCGCGACCGUUGGCAUCUCGGUCUACAUCGUUUGGAUCUCCUGGGCACCGAUGAAGCGGUGUAUCAGAAUUCUAAUGCAAAGCACACCCGACCACCUCUCGCUCGAGACAGUUUCCGCGUCGAUUGCUGCAAUCCCCGGUGUCGAGGGCGUCGGUCAUCUACACAUUUGGCCGAUCGAUGAGUCAACUGUCUCUCUUGAAACUCGAGUUGCGAUACACGAUGAAACACCACUCAAUCAGUCUGCACUAAUUAUCGAGCAAGUAAGGUUGACACUCGCUAGAGAUUUCGGAAUCAAUCAUGUGACGGUGGAGCCGGUGCCUGCGUCAAGCCCUAGUUUCUCAUUGAUCACUCCCCACGAUCAUGAUGCGUCAUGA